Molecule: messenger RNA, 885 nt
Organism: Entrophospora candida
Lineage: Eukaryota; Fungi; Glomeromycota; Glomeromycetes; Entrophosporales; Entrophosporaceae
Source: the annotation of a GenBank genome assembly
AUGGAAUCUUUUAAUACGAAUGGAAUUCUUGGAAAUGAUAACGCAUCAUCAAGCGAAUUCAAAUUUGAAUCAGAUAAAGAAGCCGAAAAAGAUGGCCCAUUAUCAGACACGUUUAAAUAUGAAUCAUCUUUGAAUGCAAACGAAAAAAACAAACAGAAACCCAAAGACGAAACUAUAACAAUAUUAUUAUUUGGUAGAGUAGGAGGCGGAAGGACAACUUUAGCUAACGUAAUCGAUAAUACUAAUAAUAUGGAAGAAAGCACAUUUAAAUAUAAAAUAAUUGAUACAAUAGGAAUUGGUGAUAAAAGGUUAACUCCUCAAGAAAUAUUAUAUAAUUUUGCAGAAACUGCUGAUGAUAUUAAAGAUGGAUUUAACCAAAUCUUAUUUGUUACCAAUGGAAGAUUUAGGGAAGAGGAAAUAAAUGCUUAUGAUUUAUUACAAACAGUUAUUUUUGAUCAAGAUAUUGUCAAUUUUACUACUAUUGUUAGAACAAAUUUUCCUGACUUUGAAGAUGAAGAUGUAUGUGAUAAGGAUCGUUCAAAUAUGAUUAACGAAAAUAAUAAACUUUCUACAGUAAUUAAAGGGUGUAAAAAGGUCAUCCACGUGGAUAAUCCACCAAUAACACAUCGUACUAAACAAAUUGCAGAAGAGAUCCGAGAAGAGUCGAGAAAAAAAUUAAUAAAUUACUUGGAUACUUGCAGAAAAGUUUAUGAUCCACCAAAUCUAGAUGAAUUGAAUAGUAGAAUAAGAGGUUAUAUAACAGAUAUAGAAAAAUUAGAAAUUAAAAUCAAAAAAUUGGAAAAACGAGUGAAAUUAGUUCAUAAUUCACCAACUUAUGAUAUCUCAGAAAUAAAAAUAAAUUGGGAUCGUUGCAAUAUUUUAUAA